AUGGAGCAGCUUGACGUCAGCAACGUACGACAGCUGGAAGAUUUGCUCAUCAACGACUGCAUGUAUGCGGGCAUUCUGCGGGGCAAGCUGGACCAGAGGAGUCGGUGUGUGGAGGUGCAGUUUGCAGCAGGCAGGGACCUCCGGCCCGGCCAGCUCUCUUCCAUCCUCGCCACACUCUCCCAGUGGGUGGCGACGUCAGAGGCGAUGCUGGGGACGAUAGAGAAGCGGAUCCAGUGGGCGGAUGAGAAGGGGGAGGAGUGGGCCAAGCACAAGAGGGAGGUGGAGGAGCAGGUGGAGGAGAGCAAGAAGAACAUCCGGGCUGAGAUGGAGAUGCGGGGGCCAGAGGCCAUGUUCGUGGAGGGGCCAUCAGCAGGAGGAUCGGGGCUGGGCAUGGGAAUGGGCAUGGACUACGGAGAGGAGAUGGAUCGCUCCCGACCUAAGAGGUCAGCAAGGAGGAGAUGA
Closterium sp. Naga37s-1 is the source of this 462-nucleotide messenger RNA. The record is from the annotation of a GenBank genome assembly. Lineage: Eukaryota; Viridiplantae; Streptophyta; Zygnematophyceae; Desmidiales; Closteriaceae.